Molecule: messenger RNA, 2505 nt
Organism: Sinocyclocheilus grahami
Lineage: Eukaryota; Metazoa; Chordata; Actinopteri; Cypriniformes; Cyprinidae
Product: sex comb on midleg-like protein 4
Exons: 9
Coding region: 151-1407 (418 amino acids)
Biological process (GO): negative regulation of DNA-templated transcription
Cellular component (GO): nucleus
Molecular function (GO): chromatin binding; histone binding
Source: RefSeq, a predicted model, not a curated record
UCAGAAGCGGCCGGUCUGUGAAGCGGCAGGGGCACGGAAGCGGGCUUGAUACGCUAUUGUUGACAUUGCUGACAACGAAUCCGCUCCAGCGCCGAGUGGUCGAUUACUAAAAUUGUCCAGUAAUCACGAUUGACUGACGAAUGAAAAAUCAUGGAAAUACAUUGGUCAAAAGGUCUGAUGAGUAUUCCUGCUGCUGCAUCAGUUCAGUCAGGGGGUGGAGAGAUGCAAUCACCUGGGGCCAUUAGCCCCUCCUUCCUCCCGCCCCCAAGUGGAAAAGUUCCAGGUCGCAAGAGGGGUCGCCCACCCCUGAAGAGGCACCCGGAAUAUCAGAGUCACUACCCAGAAUCCCUCCCACCCAUUAAAGUGCCUAAGAAGAGAGGGAGGAAGCCUGGCUUUAAGCUGAAGUCUCGCUUGAUGACACCCCUGGCCAUCUCUCCACCCAGCAGCACCCCGGAGCCAGACAUGAGCUCAAUCCCCCAGGAUGCUGCUACUAUCCCCCACUCAGCCACCCCACAGGUCCUCACAGUGUGUAUCUACGUGAAUAAGCAUGUGAACACAGGUCCUAACCUGGACAGGCAGAAGGUGCUGCAGCUACCCGAUCACCUGGGUCCUGCCAGGCCCUCUGUGGUGCUGCAGCAGGCGGUACAGGGCUGCAUUGACAGCGCGUUUCAACAGAAAGCCGUCUUCACCCUGCUUACCGAGGGCUACGGGGGAGAAAAGAUCUCAGCAACCUUUGACGGUAAGCAGCAUUUGUUGAGUUUGCCAGUGGUCAACAGCGUAAGCUACGUCCUCCGCUUCCUCAAGAAGUUGUGCCGAAGCCUGUUGUGUGAGAACCUCUUCAGUGACCAGCCCAUCGCCCCUUCAUCGUCGCCCUCCUCCUCUUCCUCAUUCCACACUGAAAAGCACUCAGACGGACAGCUCAAGUCAACAGAUUCAAGGGUGGACGAUUACCAUGGUGAUUUAAUGGACCCUAAGCGCUAUUCUGUUGACCCCAGCGACUCGGCCUAUGGUGCGAUGCCCUCACCGUACACGGCGAAUAAACCUGUGUACGGUUUUCGUUCUGGUACCACCUACUCUGGAGGUGUGUGCAGGCAGGCAGCCAGUCCCAGCACAUUCCAGGAAGGAAACAGAAGUGCCUACAGUCCAUCCCCAGAAGGAGGGGAGGCAAAGCCCCCACCCAGUAAGGAUCCCUCCAGGUGGAGUGUGGAUGAGGUGGUGUGGUUUAUCAAAGAUGCAGACCCUCAAGCGCUGGGCCCUCACGUGGAUCUCUUCAGAAAACAUGAGAUAGAUGGGGAUGCUCUUCUUCUCCUGAAGAGUGACAUGAUCAUGAAGUACCUGGGACUCAAACUGGGCCCGGCUCUCAAGCUCUGCUACCACAUCGACAAGCUAAAACAGAAUAAGUUCUGACCUCUCUCUGCACCCUACAAACACUCACAGAUGGAUUCACUCACAGUAUUUACUGUAACUCUCAUUUGUUGUUGUACAGGACAUUUUUGUCCCCUCUUCUCUGGCCAUUUAAGGACAAGUACCAGACCAUUUUUUUAACUUGUGCGUUUUGUCUGCCUGUAUAUUGGGACAUUUCACUGACCAGAACAUUUCCUUGUUCUGAUUUUAAGUGUACAAGUGUUUUAUUGAUUACUUGAUACCUGAACACUGCUCUAAUCAAAUGGCAAGUCAUCUCUGCAGCUUUCUGGGAUUUGAGUUAUUUGUUCUCAAGCGAGAGUUAUGCAGAUGAGUUAUAAGUGUACAUCAUGCUUCUUCAAAUGGACGGAGUAACAAAUGUAUUAGGCCACAGACAAACUCGCUCCCAUUUUUACAGAGCCAUGGACUCGGUCUAAAUCCCUGUGAACUUCAGCCACCUGCUGGUGAAGCGGAGUCACUGCAACUUCUGUGACAUUUACUACCAUUCUAACAAGGAACAAUUUAGCUUUUUUGUUUUUGUUAUUUUUCUCCAGAGAGCUUCUUCAAAGGCUGCUAAUCUGGGAGAUCAGUAACAAACAGAAUUCAGUGCUGUGCUUUUAACUGAACAGAUACAGUAUGCACACAGUUUUGGCAGGGUACAACUAUGAACAGUUACACUUCACAACCAGCAAAUAACAGGCACCAAUGCAACUCUACUCAUCAAUGGACCAUUCACAUCGUCUUUGGAAAGCCUCCUUGGCAAUCUAAGUCAGAACUAAACAGGACACACUACAAGGCAAUUACUGCUACAGUAAAAAUGGUGCAUUACAAACAUAGUAAUGUGUACCCGAUGCUGUUUCUCAACCAGCAAGUCAAGUUUAACUAAACAACUGGUACAGGUACAGUACUUUACAUUUCAUACUGUGGACCAAAUACACAGAGGUCUCAUUAGUCUCAAAAUGUCUUGCUCUGAUACUAUACAAAUGUCAGCUUGUGAUUUUCUUACAAAAUAUGUACGCUUUACAAUAAUGUUCAAUUCAUUCAAUACAUUGGUAUCAUGAACUAACAAUGAACAGUACAUUUACAGCAUUUAUUAAUCUAGGU